This is a messenger RNA of Schistocerca serialis cubense, 4829 nucleotides long. RefSeq lists its product as uncharacterized. The coding region runs from base 391 to 1137 and encodes 248 amino acids. The transcript is spliced from 5 exons. Lineage: Eukaryota; Metazoa; Arthropoda; Insecta; Orthoptera; Acrididae. The record is from RefSeq and is a predicted model, not a curated record.
CUCGCUGACCGGACAAGACGCUGGAACAUCUGUCAGUUUAUGUUUUGUGCUAAACUGUCGCUUGAGUAAAUCGUGCGUAAAUCCAUAAGAGAACGAAUUUGCUUUCCAGAAUAGUACGUGUCAUCGUGCGCCGUCUCUAUUACUCCUCAACCAGUUGUUUUUCAGUGAUUUUGUCAGAGAGCUGAUGAUGCACAACUGCCGCCCCGCCCGCCACUGCGAGUGAACCUGUCGCGCGCAACUCAGGUAACUGCACAACCCUUAACAUUCACAUAAUCGAUGCUGGUCAUUUGAAAACUCUCGUCGUGACAGAGCCCGCCCGCCGCACCCGGCAGCCAGAAGCUCGCGGCCUCCGCCCCCGGGCAGCAGCAGCAGCACCAUCAGCAGGCCAGCAUGUCCCGCCAGCAGACGGAGCGCUCCAUCCCGCACCUGCGCGACAUCUUCGGCUUCCACGGCUGGGAGCCGCAGCCGCAGCAGCCCGACCCGGCGGCCGCAGUCGCGCAGAAGCUGCAGGAGAUGCGCGUCGACGCCAGCAACGACAGCGCCGUGUCCGUGGGCUCCACCAGCGAGGACGACUCCCCGCAGAAGGGGGGCGGCGGGGGCGGCGGCGGCGGCGGCGGCGGCAGCGGCAAGAAGAAGAAGCAGCGCAACAGCCGGCGCGACAACGCGCGCACCCUCACCGAGCGCGACGUGAAGCACCUGGAGCGGCACCUCUCCAUGAAGAAGACCAUCCGCAAGAAGAUCAUGCGCGACCUGCAGCAGGCUUUCGUAGAGGACCCGAACGAGUUCCGCGUGGAGGACAUCUCGCCCGAACAGCUGAAGGCCGAGAUCAACAUCCAGAGCUUGAGCUUCGGCGCCCCGCAGAAGCGGCCCGGGAAGAAGGCCGCCGCAGAGCCCAACUUCCUGGACAUGCUGCGCGCCGGCAGCGCCCCUGGCGGCCGCGUCGUCAACGACGACGAGGACUCCGGCCACGGCUCGCCGACGCGCGAGUCACCUGGCGGGCGGCUGGCGGACUGCGGCUACGCGGAUGACGACGACGAUGACGUCGGCGAGGGCUACGAGCCGGAGCCCGAGCCUGAGGCGGCGAAGAAGACGAGCUUCUGGCGGCGGUUCACCAUGAAGGGCCGCAACAAGCGGUGAGCGGCGAGCGGCCGCCCCUCGCCCCCACUCGAGUCCUUUCCGCGCACGCUCUCGAAGCACGGGCCUGGAUGCCGGAGUACGCGUGCCUCCAUCCCAGACUUCCAAUUCUUCCAGAUGCCGUCCAGGAGGCGCGUAGUUUUAUAAAUAAAACUAAUUUUUCACAAAAUUUGUUUCAUUUUAUUGCGUUCCCUUAAAAACCAAUUUUAACAAACAAAAAUUCCAUUGGUAGUUCAUAAAUAUCACUUUUAACAGUAACACCCAUUCCAACUGAACCCAGGGCCAGCGAUAUUAGACCUACAAUGAACUUAAUUUGUACUAGUACUGCACAUAUCUUUCUCCUGAAGGCGCGAGGAAAAAACUGAAUUACGAAAUUUUGACAGGUUUUCCUCUGGAUAUCCAUCACUUGCUUCUUGUAAAAAUUUGGGAAUUAGAAACUAGAAAUAAUUUUCCGUUAUUUUGUUGAGCACUGUAUCAAACCAGAUUUGUUUAAUGUCGUACGCCUCUUCAUCGACGACAAAGUAAAGGUAACGAAUUACCUCACCUGAUGACCCAUGAUUUAGCGCUGAAAAGUCUUUCAUAGCAGCUCCUGUGGCUCUGCAGGUGGAGAACGAUUCAUGAAUAGCAGUCAAAGGUUUGUGAACAAAAGUUCUGAAAAUGUGUCAUUCCAUGACCUGCUCGAGUUUAAACAAAUCUUGUUUUGUGACUACAUUUUAUACAUCUUAUAGUAGUGUAUACUUCUGAACUACAUGUUCAAAGUUGGUAAUUCCACACCGAUGGUGCUGGAAUCAAAUACAAGGCAUUCUGCCUAUUCCUCCAGUCCCAGGAUCCCCCCCAUGAAAUACCAAAUAAUUUCAUUUUGGCAUCAUUGAUGACUAAGGUAUUUGGGGUAUCCACUGCCCGCACCCACCCCCACCUCUUAAAAAAGAAACCCAGUCUUACCCCUUUCUCCUAAAUAAACAUACCUAAAUGCUGUAUAACACAACAAUUAUAAUGUAUUCAAUAACAAGAAUGAACACAGGGUCUGAGCUGUAGAGGGAUGGAGAAGGGAAAGGGGAGAGGGGUGGAAGGCAGCUCAUGUUAGUUUUCUGAUGCACAAAGUACAUUUGCUACCAGUCAAUAUCCAUUACAUGUUCUUUCUUUCUUUCUUUCUUUCUUUCUUUCUUUCUUUAACCUGCACUGGACUGAUAUGUCUGUGUGUUUGUUUGGGCAAGAUACAUAUUCAAUUGAUGAAAAUCUCUUUCUGGGAGUGUAGCUGCCCUCCCUUGCCCAAAGUUCCUAUAGUAACAAGUUUUUAGAUAUACUUAUACAAAAAGAGGAACAGGAGGACAAUAAAAAGUUAAUAACUUGUCAGAAUUAAGAAGGGAGGUAAUAGGAGGAAAUGUCCAUAUGCCACCUCACCUUACAUGUACGUCAUCAUCUGGUUUUUCGUAGCUGUUCACAAGGGGUACAGAAGGGGGCACUUGCAUCUCACUCCCUGGAAUCUAGAGUACAGACUUUUUAUUCAUUGUAGAAACCUCCGAGUGAGUGGAUAACCAUAAAUUGUUAGUGGUAUGAUGAAUCAUUUGUCCCACCUAUAGAAUUUAGUUCUUCUUGCAUAACAUGUCUUGAAACUGACCAACUUAUUUAUGUCAUAAAUGGGCAGGCGAGUUCAGAGCCUCCCUGCCCUACACCCCCCCCCCCCAACCCGCCCCCUCUCUCCCUUCCCCAUAGAAGUUUCUGCAGAUGCACUUGGGAAUAAUGGUUUCUGUUAGGGUGAUGUGACAUAGCGGCAAUGUCAAGCAGUGUCACAAGAGUAAUGCUUUUAUAUUAUGCUGGGCAAGAGCCACAAAUGCUAAUAUGGAGAAAACUCAAUUUGUUAAAAUGUUAAAGAUUUCAACCUAAAACUAAGCACGUUCUCCCCUUCCCAAUUUUGGCAGCUGCCUAGUUCAUGAAGAAGGCUGAGCUGACAGUGGUUGCAUGUGAUCUGGGAACUACUAUUAGCUGCAUGCUCUGCGACCUUAACUCCAAAAUACCACAAUAAAGAUAAAAAGUCAGUCAUCAGCUGCAAAAGAAAACCUUCAUUUGGUCAAUUGAAACAAAUGAAGAUUAUCUUGUGCAGCUGAUGACUGACUUUUUCUCUUUGUUGAAAUAUUCUGCAGUUAUGAACAAAAUUCAAAGUACCUUCUUUUCCAUAAAUUAUUUUUAUAUAUGGUGACAGGAAAUUCUUUUAAGAAGCAAUAUCUAUCCAAUUUCAGUCGUUUAUGAUCUAGAAACUGCAACCACCGAGGCUUUGUGUAUAUGUAUACCAGUAUAGAGAAUGACAUUAUUCUUCGUUGUCUGUCAAUAAUAUCAUGACAGUUGAUCAUUGAAUCAUACCCAGAACAUGGGCUGUUAACACAAUUUAAGAUAUCUUUAUAAGAUGUACAUACAGAUUACAUAAUUUUGAACAUCAAUGGCUAGGAGAUGGGAUAAAAACUGAGAAAACAGGAGCUUGGGCUCCUUUCUAGUGAAAAAAAAAUAUUCUUUACCUGUUCUCAAAUCAAGUUCAUAAAGAAAUGCAAGCAGUGCUAUAAUCAUGGUACAUAUCUUUCAAGAUGGGGGAAAAAAUCACUCAGGGAAGCACACGCUCUGGUGUUUCCAAAAAAAUAAAAAUCUUGCCAACUGCAGUUAGCAGAUAAACAUCCAGACCUUUGCUUCAGGCUGUGCAAUAGUAAUUACAUCUACUUUAUGUGUUUUUCUUUAGCAUUAUACAAGAGAAAACCACAAAGAGGACUCUUUGUAAAAUAAUAGCCGCUGUGAUAUAUAUAAAAUUCCUUUUCCAUUGUUAAGAUAAUAUAGAUUUUGUUGGUUAAAAUUAUGUAGCUAGUCAAUGGGAAUUGAGGCUAAUUUACUUGAAAUGUGUCUUGCACAUUUUGCUUACAUAAUGAUGAGGGCUGCAAAAAAAAAUAGUUAUGUAUCAUAUUUAACUUUUAAUUAGUGCAAUGUCAAUGAAUGCUUUGUAGUGAUUUGGUGUGUUGGGUACCUCCUAAUUUUAUUAUUUGUUUAAUAAUGUUCCUAUAAAUUCAGCGCUGAUGAUGAAUUAGCAAUGUGCAAGAGAGCAAUAGUUAACCACUGAUAUGAUUUCAGCAUUCAAGACUGUUAUUUGCAUGAGAGUGAUUAACAAAACUGAAGGUGUUAAUGUUUUGCAUUGUAUGUCUAGAAGUUGUCUUUGUUUGACAUGAGUCCUAAGUGAUACGAUUGGCAGCGGGUGACUAGCUGUAUGAUUUGACUGCACAUCUGUGUACUAAAUAAUCAGUGCAAGUGAAAUGUAAGUGAGCAAAGACUUUUAAGUUUUAAUGUAAGAGAUAGUGUCAGUGAAAUAACUGUGUGUAACUUAUGUGCUAAAUGAAGUGGAAGAUAAGCAGAAAUAUUUGCAGAAUGUCUUUUAAUACUGUGGUUCCAACUUAAACAUAAAGCCAAUGUGACUUGUAAAGAUAGUUAACAUAUUUUAUUUAGUAUAAUGUAAUGACCACCUGCAACAUGUAGUUACAUGUUUUUAAAUGUAAGGAAUCAGAUUCUCAAAGUAAAGACUUUAGUAUUAAGGUCUAGAUUCCUCAGAUAAUUAGAAAUCGGAUUUUCAGUAAUGAAAUGGUCAUUUUUAUAAAAGAUAGUAAGAAAUAACAGUUGCUGUAUUUUACAGGAAUGAUGCAAUAAAAUCAUGUUUUGAAAACUUA